AACCUGCAGGUAAUAUGUUAGAUUUUAGUUUACCAGCGAGUAUCUUAUUUCUUUCAACUCCGAAUUCUGAAAAAAUCGAGUAAUGGUGUUUCUACAAGGCAUAUUUAUAAUUGCAGCUAUUACAAUUAUAGAAGUAUCGGAAGGGAAGGAAUUGCACCUCUACACAAUGAAGAAAGACUGGCAAGGUGCCUUGGACUUUUGUAAAAGAAAACAAUGGAAUCUGGCAACCACUGUCACUAAGCAGGCUCAUGGUGAAUUGGGUGAAGCGAUUAAUGCAUGCAGGAGCAAAUGUGGUGGCUCCGAGUUCACCAGUUCGUGGACAGCUGGCACCUCUUUCAAACGAGAUGAAAAUAACAAGAAGAUAUUCGAAUGGGCAGGUCUCAAUAAGGAAAUUGGUUCUUUCGGUUGGCAGCAUAACCAACCUGAUAAUUUCAAAAAUAAUGAGAACUGUGUAGAGGCAAAAAAAUUUGAGGGACGUCGCCAAAUUUUCCUCAACGACCGACCAUGCUCCGAUAUUUAUAACAUUAUUUGUGAGAACCAGCCCUAAAGAACAUUUCUGGAUGUAAGGGAGAAUAAAAGAUUCUUUAAUGUAAA
Molecule: messenger RNA, 594 nt
Organism: Macrosteles quadrilineatus (aster leafhopper)
Lineage: Eukaryota; Metazoa; Arthropoda; Insecta; Hemiptera; Cicadellidae
Product: C-type isolectin Sp-CL4-like
Exons: 4
Coding region: 83-547 (154 amino acids)
Source: RefSeq, a predicted model, not a curated record